CUCUCGCAUUCGCACCUGCACCUCGCAACAACACACACUCGUUCUCAUUCUCUGCAUCACAUUGCGCGGCACCGUCUCGCCCCGACAAGGACGCCACUGAAUUUUGGUUUCAUCGUGCCGUUCCUCGUUGCCGUGCCGACGACUAGUUGCCAGGAGCCGACUGCGCACCAACUGCACCAGUGACGCCGCGACGCCGCAACACGGCCACUUUUAACACUGCUUCUGUUGCUUCAUCACACCUUGCACAUCUCUCUCUUGCAGCAGCACCAGUAGCCAGCAUCGAGCAGCAGCCCAGAAGCAGCUGUGACCCUCGCCCCGACCCCCUCUCCCAUCACCCACACUCCCUCUCUAUGCGCACACAUUAAUACCCGACCGACACUCGGACACUCACCAUCACAACAACAACAUUCCCCAUGCUCCUCCACCUCGCCGUCCUGGCACUCGGCCUGCCGCUCGCGCAGGCCGACGCGGCGUCCGUCGACGCUGCCGAGCUGCGCGCAUUCGCGGCCGGCCAUGCACCGGCACGCCGCGCCGUACCAGAGGGAUACCUCCCCCGUCCGCGGUCCAACCACAUGCAGCGCCGCGACGCAGCGCCUGUGCCUGGUGUCGGCGUCAGUGCCUUCGAGCUCCACGUGCGUGAGCACGUCGCCGCCGCCGACGAGCCCCAUGCCAAGCGCGCAGGCACCGCCGCGCUCAACGGCUCCAUCAUCGCGCUCGGCUCGGCCCAGUCCACGUACGUCGUUCCCAUCGCGUUUGGCAACCCUCCCGUUGCGUACCCCCUCCAGCUCGACACUGGCAGCUCGGACUUGCUCCUCGCCUCGACGCUGUGCGGGUCCAACUGCCCAUCGGCGGGUCAAGCCAACCCAUACUACGACGCAUCUCACCACUCGUCGUCGUUUGUGAGCGUCAACGGCAACGGCACGCGCUUCACGGCUCGCUUUGCAGACAGAACCGUCGCGUCUGGGUUCGCCGCCCGCGAACUUGUGGGAAUCGGGCACACCACUAUCGACGGACAGGUGUUUGGCCUGGUCAACUCGACAAACCUCACGCUCUCGUCACAGCAAAUCUCGGGCAUGAUUGGCUUCGGGUUCCCCCGCCUGUCGCUUCUUGCGCGCAGCCUCCUGACUCCCGUCGUGCCCAGUGCUGCGAGCACCGUGUCGUCCACUUCUUCGGCUUCUGUGGCUGCUGCGCCCUCCUCCGGGUCAGUCUCCGCCAGUGCAAGCGCAAGCGCAGCAGCACCAACAGGCCCACCGGCUGCGGCGCACCAGGCCUACCUCCCUACCCUUCUCGAGUCACUCGUGACCAUCCCAGAGAUCCAGUACCCGGUCUUUGCGCUCGGCCUGUCACCGCCCCCGCGGAAUCUGUCUGCCAAUGCCACGUCUGGCACGUUACAGUCUGUCUCGCCGGUAACGCUCGCACGGUACCAGCUCGACACUGGCUCACUUACCAUUGGCGGCGUGUCGGAGGAGUACGUCUCUGAGAACACUACCACUGGCCGUACCCUCGCCGACAUUGAGUGGUGGCCGGUUGUGCCGUUUGGGCCAGCUUUACCCGUGGCCACGGCGUCUCUCGCGACGACCGCAACGAACACGGGUACAGACACGUCCACCGACACGGCCACGGACGUGGUGCCCGCUGAACCCGUCACCGCACCCGCUCUGGUCUCGACCUCGGACGCGCCCGCGCCUAGUGCCAACGGCGUACCGAACUCACUGAGCCAGCUUGAGGACGAGCAGUAUCUCUACUGGACAGUCGCGCUUACUGGCCUGCAGCUUAACGGCACGGCUGUUGGCCUCAACUCGAGCUACGCGUCCAUUGGUGUCCCAUCUCUUGCUCUCCUUGACAUCGGCACGAACGGCAUCUACGGCCCGCAGCAGGAUGUUGUGAGCCUCUUCUCCAAGAUUCCCGACGCCCGCCAGGUCGCCGCUGGUCAGUGGGCUGUGCCUUGCAAUACCAAGGCCACCCUUGGCUUCUCUUUUGGCGGCCGCUAUGUCCAGCUGCAGCCGGACGACUGGAUCUACGCUGCGGUCUCUGGCAGCUCAAUGUGUCUGGCGUGGCCUGUUGUUGCCCCGGCCACGGGUGACGGCAUCGACUGGCAGCUGGGCACACCGUUCCUCAAGAACGUGUACACCGUCUUCAGCUAUGGCAUUAACGGCGUGCAGCCUCCGCAGGUUGGCUUCCUCCCCAUCCGCGACGCUCCGGCCCCACCGCCACCAGCCACGGGCACAGCGUCUGCCGCACCGGCCGUGUCAACGUUUGACCUGGCCGCCCCGACAGUGACGAUCAACACGGUGCUCCCCAACGCGCUGCUGCCCAACCCAAGCCACUCGACGCCGUCGUACAUCUUCGCCUCUGCCGUCCCGACUGGCGCACAGCAGGCAAUCGGCCUGGGCAACAGCUCGGCGUUCGCCGUCAGUGCCGUCCCCAUCAUCUCGCUCCCUCGCAACACGAGUGCGACCGAGUCUGCUAAACCCCCCGGCUGGCCCGGAGGAUCCGCCGACCACACGAGCGCGGCGGGUGCCCUUGACCCCAAAGCCGGCUCGUUUUUGGCCCUCGUCCUAAUGACAUUUGCGCUGUGGUAGAUGGCGUUGUCGUAGAGAGUCCCAAGUAUCCCCUCCCCUCCCCCCCGAACAUUAAUCACCCUGUAUUUAUUCUGUCGCACCCUACCUGCCGACAGUUGUCAUUUGUAUGACCACCCAUCUCCCGCGACGAAACUGCAUAGGAAAGAAUAAAGAGCAUGAUGCAUCAUCAGUUGGAC
This is a messenger RNA of Vanrija pseudolonga, 2758 nucleotides long. Its product is annotated as Aspartic-type endopeptidase ctsD. Lineage: Eukaryota; Fungi; Basidiomycota; Tremellomycetes; Trichosporonales; Trichosporonaceae. Gene Ontology annotation, biological process: proteolysis. The record is from RefSeq and is a predicted model, not a curated record. Bases 414 to 2582 code for a protein of 722 amino acids. Gene Ontology annotation, molecular function: aspartic-type endopeptidase activity. The transcript is spliced from 3 exons.